Molecule: messenger RNA, 5035 nt
Organism: Heterocephalus glaber (naked mole-rat)
Lineage: Eukaryota; Metazoa; Chordata; Mammalia; Rodentia; Bathyergidae
Gene: Cep126
Product: centrosomal protein 126
Biological process (GO): non-motile cilium assembly; cytoplasmic microtubule organization; mitotic spindle organization
Cellular component (GO): centrosome; ciliary base; midbody
Source: RefSeq, a predicted model, not a curated record
GUUUCCGUUGCGAAGGACGCUGCGUCCGUUGGUUGUCAGGAUGGCUGCGGCGGGGUCGCUGCUGUCACCUCUGCUGUUUCGGGGCAAGGUAGCACCCGUCGCAGCUGCGGUCGCCACCCCAGUCAGCAGCUCCGCUGUGCGUGAGCCAGGGCUGCCGCGGGCGACUCCUCAGCGCCUGUGACUCGAGGCCUGAGAGACUGGGUGUAGGGAGAGGCCGAACUGAGGAGGAGGAGGCCGGAGCGGCCAUGAGGGAGGCGCGGGGACAAGUCGGGAGGCGGCGCUGAGGUGAAAGAUGCUGGCAGGGAGGCCGGGAGCCCAGAGCGCGGUCGCCGGCCUGGGCGCUGAAUCCGCGGACAUCCUCGGCAGAGCCCCCCUCAGCCCUCGGGAGAGCGGCGGGCGUCACCGACCUGGCGCUUACUUAGAUAUGAAAAUCCAUCUAGAAAAAAAUUUAGAGGAAGAACGCCAAAUAUUACUGCAGCAACAAAAAAUAUGUCGAAAUCGAGCACGUAAAUAUUUUGUGGAGUCAAACCGGAGAAAAAAAGCUUUUGAAGAAAAACGAAAAGAACACGAAGAAAGGGAAUACCAAAUUAGAGAACAAAUACUUCAACAAAGAAAACAGAAGUUUGAAGAAGUUACUGAAAAAUUCCAACGUGCCCAUAUCCCUCUUUCACAGCGGAGGAGAGCAGUUUUCCAAAAACCUAUUCCUCCAUUAGAAGAGGCCCUCAAACAAAUUCAAGAAUCUAACUUGAAAUCAGAAGUACACCUUCCCUUUGCCCACAGACCAACAAUAAGCCAUAGAGUUAUAGAUUCUACUUUGCCUUCAGCAUUGUCAAAAAAUGAUCACAGGCAUCAGAAACAUCUCUUAUCCAAAAUCAAUUGGGAUACAGAAAUGAAGGAAAACAAUAUGGUAAACCUAGCUACAAACAAAAAUGUGUUCCAGCUUAAACUGGAGGAAACUCAGAAGCUCCUAGAAGAUCAGCAUUUAAGCAGUUUGCAAAGAUUUUGUGAUGAAGUUAAGCAGAUAACCAAUUCUGAAACCCUUUCGAGUAUAGACAGUCUUGAGGCUGGAGAGCAUGAAGAAAUAUACUUAGCAUUUAAUAAGGAGCCUGCUACACCAAUCCAACAGGAUUCUGUUUCUCUCAAAUCAGCAAAUCUGCAGUCAACUAAUCUAAACCACUUUGAUGAAGAUAAACUGUCCUUCUCUAAAACUCAACAUAUAAAUGAUUGGCUUACAAAUUUAGAUGCUCAAAAUACUCAGCCUGUCAUACCUUUCUCAGAUAUUUUAAGUAAAUCUAGUGUUUUGUCUUCAUGGGAACAUUUUAAUAAUAAAGAACAAAAUCAGUCUACUUUAUGUAGAACUGUAGAAAGAUCCACAAGUACUACUAAUAAUUCAGUAGCUUCUGUAUAUAGUCCACCCGUAGUUGUACUAAAUAAAAAAACUGAAGAAAACUCUGAAGUUAGCACUACGAAGACAAGUGACUUCACUUCUGGAGCACUCAAAAGGGAGAAGCCAUUAGUUACAGAGACCCCAACAUUUAAAUUCAGCAAAGCCUGGACCACUCCAGAUUCUCAAACCCAGGAGGUGUCUACAUUUUCAGACCAAGAGAAAUAUUGUCAAUUAACUCAAGAAAAUAGAACUGCUUCAGUACCUACUUCAUUUGUACCAAUGGCGACACCUUUAGUCCUGCCAUUUAAUAGACAGUCCGCUAGGCCAUUAGCAAAGAGCAAUAUACACAUAAAAGAAAUUGACCCAGUACAGUGUUCUGAUAAGCUAGAUGAAUUAAAAGAUGUUAAAGAUGAAAAUAUAAAACAUUUUAAUUAUGAGAAAAAAAAGUUGCCUUUAUUUUCUGACAGUUUUCAAGCUGCCCAUAUACCUCAAAAUUCUGAUUCAAAAGAUAAAAACCAAAAUAUAACUGAAACAUCAACAUCAUUAUGUAAUAAAAUUUCUAAUUAUGACUUACUUGAUGAGCACAAGAAAAUGAAAUACAACAUUUAUGAGAGAAAUGGUGUGAAAUUUCUUAAAAGUAUUUUAAAGAAAGAAUCUAAAUAUGAACAUGAUUAUUUUAAGGCACUAAUUAUAAAGCAAGGCUUUAAGUUCAGAAAUCAAAAAGCGGCAGCUAUCAGAGAUAGUAUUGAAUUAACAAAGGAAAAAGAAAAAGGUGCAGAAAUCCUAAAGACUACUAAAAAACUGAGGUGGUUUGAUGAAACUAUUCAUAUGGGAAGCAGUGCUGAAGACACUCACUCACUGAAGAACAGAACAGGAAUAAUUCGACAGUGGCCACAACAAUUCCAUACUCAAAGUGGUGCUGGCAGCAACAUAAUUAAUGGUCCCGCUUGUGCUGUAAAUUCUGCUGAUAGAAAUAAGUCCGAGGACAUCUCUGAAAAUGUCUCUACAUUAGGAGGAUCUGGAAAAGAUCAUGUGCCUUUGAACUGUUUUGUACCCUCAGGUUAUAACUUUACUAAGCAAGCCUGGCCAGUCUCCAAAGAAGAAAGUGUAAGCCCUGUACAUAACAGUGACUCAAAACCUCAGAAAAGCAGGCCACAGAGAGAUGAAGCAAAAAUAAUUAGAAGAACAGGAUCUGCAAAAGUCCAAUCAGGAUUUAUAGAUACAAAGGGAAAAGGCCCUAUCAUUCAACCACAAUCUGCAAGCAAAGCCAAUGCCUUUAUACAAGCUCAGGGUAAACUAAUCAUACCUCAUCCUCCUCCUAAACCUGUAUCAAAUAUUAGAAGUAGUAAAAAUGUUCAAGUGUCUCAGUGUCAGUCAGUAAUGCCGCAAAAUUCUCGAAACAUCAUUACACAUGACUGUUUUAAUUCAAAAUAUGUGCUUCCCACAGAACACAGUUUCAAUCAUUGGAAUCAAGAAAGUAGUCCUCCACUCCCAGAUGCUUGUUCUGACCUGGUCACUGUGAUACCAGCUUUACCCUCUUACUAUUCUUCCAAGUGCCAAACUUUAGCAAAAACAAAUCAUUCAGACAGUACUCAAAUGAUUGCCCAGCAAAAUGGGACAUUAUAUUGCACCCAAAGAACCCCUGUUUUUGAAGAAAGUUAUCAGUCUGUGACUCUUAAAACUACUGAGAAAGAAUCUAUUCCCUCAUGGAAAAAAAGGAAUACUAUCCUGCACCAAAAUAAGAGGGCCUCUGAUUCUACUGUUAGAAGAAAACUACUUAUUGAAAAUAAGCAGAGAAGUCUUUCAGACCAGAAAAGAAAAAUCCCUGGAUCUGUAGCACAGAAAUACAGGGAGCAAAUGAGUAAUUUUGGACAAAGUGUCCAUCUAAGUUCAAGUGAGCCAAAACAAACUACAAGGGGUACUUCUAAUACUGAAGAAGUUUCAGAGAGCACUUCUGAGUUUUUGAUGGCUGAAAAUCUAGUGAAAGCUUCAGUGCCUGAGGAUGAAAUUCUAACUGUCCUGAAUAACAAACAGCUACAGAAAUCAAAUCUGGCUUUAAACAAUGCCCAGCAAUUCAACACCUGUGCACUAUCAGCUGAAGAACAGAGGAUCCUGCAGUCCCUUGACCAUCUCAAUGAAAGACUACACUAUGUACAAGAAACUAUUUGCAAAAAUCCAUCCAUCAAAAAUAUGUUACAAAUAACAGCACUUCUGAGUUUUCAUCUGGACCAGUAUAACCGCCUCCAGAUUUGCUCUCUCCAACACAUCUUCCACAUCCGAAUAAUUUCUUUAAUAUAAAGCAUGAAUAUAUUAGUUUCCUGCUUAAAAUUAAUCUUCAAUGAUUAGUUGUCACCUGAAAGAUAAAAUUUAAACUCCAGAGAGGAGCAUUUGAGCCCUUUUCAGCCUCUCCUCCAGUUGCUCCCUGGCUCAUAACUUGCAUUUUGUUGCGCGAUUGGCGAGUCUCCCUGGAAGUCCUCGGGUGUGUCUGGGGCCCACACCAUCCCCGCUGCCUCACGAGACAUGUUCUUUUAUCUGCUGUCCUGUACCUCCUCUUCAGGACUUGAUCUCUGUGUUGUCCAUCUGGGAAAACUUUUCAGUUCCAAGCUUUAUUCUGCCCAAAAUUUAGAAUUUCCUGCUUUUGGCAACCACGCAGCCUGACUGUCACUUUGUACAAGUUACUGUAUUAGUCUCUUUCUUCACUGAACAGACAUUGCUUGGGUUCUUCCCACCUGUCAGGUGCUCUGCUAGGGUUGCAGCUAGAAAAGGAGAAAGCAGCUUCCAUGCUCACAGAGGCAACAUGCAAGUUAAACAGUUAUGAGAGUUCCUGCAGUACAACCUCAAGAUCCCUAUCAUUGUUUAGAGUAUAAUUUUAAUACAAAAAUUUACAAAUCUUAGACACAUUUUCAUUUUAGAGUGUUGCAUUUACUUUAAAAUAAAAUAAAUUUAAUGAACUUUUAACAAUUACCUCCCAAGCCACUUACUUCUUUAACCCAAAAUAUUGUUAAACACUCACAGAGUCUUACACAGGUUCAAAGUGGUUCCUAUACAAAAUAAAAUUAUUAAAUGUUAUCACAGCAGAUGAUAGAAAGCACUAAGAAAAGAUUACCAACAGCAAAAAGUGAAUUAUAGUUAAUAUGAUGCCUUACAUACAAUGGUAAUCAUUUUUGUUGAGAUGUAUGUAUGUGUAGCAUUAAAGAAUUUGAAUUGUGAAUUUAGUCUUAUUAAAAUCUAUAAUCUGUAAACCGGUUCACCUGUAGUCUGUGAAUACUACAAUAAAAGAACGUUCUGAACCUAUGUUACAGAACAGCCAACCAAAGGCCAGUCCAUCUCCUGAUGUUGGAUCCAAAUUGCAAAGAAAAUUCUGAUGACAUAUGACGGCAGCUGUUUAGUGGAAUCACUAUUUCUGAUAAUCUUCUGUAAAUGAAUCAUAUAUUUCUGCAGUUAUUAAUGAUUUAAAACACUAUAAACAUAAAAUAAAUCAUAAUAUAGGUAACAGAGAUAAAUUAUCUAAUUUACAUUUAUGCUACAAAUCAUUAUUAUGUAUUUUGUUGGUAAAUACAUUUUUAAUGGAUGGAAUACUUCAUUAUUUUCAGCAAGCAUGUUACUGGUUAUAAAGUCAUUUUAUUUAAAAUAAGAGAGACUAUUUUG